AUCAGUUCAGGUUUGGAGACGAAUCAUUGGAGGUAAGUCCCGGUUUUUUUUGUCGGUUUAUGAGGAGUGAGGACUGAUCUGACUAGUCAGCAGUAGUCUCUCUCCCCUAACCCUUAACCAGUGCCAUCACUCUCCCCUCUCUGCUGCCGCAGCAAAGCUCCGCAUUGUCUUCUUCAUUCCAUUUCCGCCGUUAACACCAUGGAUCUCUGCUCUUCUAGCCGUUUGGCCACCGUUCUCAGCCUCAUUGUCCUCCUUCUAACUUCCAGAGGUGUUUCAGGGGCUACAUUCACAUUUGUCAACAGAUGUGAGUACACUGUGUGGCCCGGGAUUCUUGCCAACGCUGGCAGCCCAAGACUCGACAGUACCGGGUUCGAGCUCCUGACCGACUCCUCUCGCGCAUUCCAGGCACCUACAGGCUGGUCUGGCCGCUUCUGGGCACGAACUGGCUGUAAAUUUGACGGAUCCGGGUCUGGGUCCUGCGUCACUGGCGACUGCGGUACAGGUCAGCUCGAAUGCAACGGGCUAGGAGCCACCCCACCUGUAACUCUCGCGGAGUUCACUUUGGGAACCGGCGGGCAAGAUUUCUAUGACGUCAGUCUGGUAGACGGGUAUAAUGUACCCAUGAUUGUUGAAGGCAGUGGCGGGUUGGGUCCUUGCGCUUCGACGGGUUGCACCACUGACUUGAACCAGCAAUGUCCGGCGGAGCUACGGACGGGUGAGGGUAACGCGUGCAAGAGCGCGUGUAUGGCGUUCGGAACUCCGGAGUAUUGCUGUAGUGGCGCGUAUAGCACCCCCGCCACCUGUAAACCUUCGGCUUAUUCGAUGUUGUUCAAGUCGAAGUGCCCUAGAUCGUAUAGCUACGCCUACGAUGAUCCUACCAGCACCUUUACGUGCACCGGAGCAGAUUACACGGUGACAUUUUGUCCAUCUUCUCCAAGUCAGAAAUCUGCAAGCGAUUUUACGCCGGUGACCGGAGAUACGCCUGUGACUGGAGAUAAGCCGGUGACAGGAUCAACGUCACAGGAAUCUGGGUAUGGGUCAGGGUCAGAAGCCGGGCUUACUUACACUGGUUAUGGAUAUGGGUACUCUGGCUCAGCCUCAGGGUACUCUGGUUUUGGGUACGCUGGCUCUAGGACAGGGACAGGCACUGGAUCUGGGGAAGCCAUGUUGGCAGAUGGAUCAUGGUUAGCUGAUUUGGCCAUGGGAGACUCAACAAGGGCAGCAGCUCCUUCCUCUGCUCUACAAUUUUUACUCAUGGCAGCAACGGGGUUCUCUAUUCUUUUCUCAUUUCAUUGCUUGUAGAAUCAUUUCUCAGUAGAUUAUGGAUUCUUGUAUUUGGGUUUAAAUAUGUAUUCUUUUUAGAUUUCUAGCUUUGAUUGGCAGUUGGUAAUUUCCCUUUGUUCUAAAAGCGGACAUGUUCUCCUCCUCCAUCAUGUAAAUAACCACCUUCAAGAUUCCCCCUUUGAUUUCCAUUGCCACUUCGUUUAUCAUUAGUCUCUGUGUCUCAUUUAUGGAUUUUUA
Molecule: messenger RNA, 1521 nt
Organism: Rubroshorea leprosula
Lineage: Eukaryota; Viridiplantae; Streptophyta; Magnoliopsida; Malvales; Dipterocarpaceae
Source: the annotation of a GenBank genome assembly